Molecule: messenger RNA, 345 nt
Organism: Didymodactylos carnosus
Lineage: Eukaryota; Metazoa; Rotifera; Eurotatoria; Philodinida; Philodinidae
Source: the annotation of a GenBank genome assembly
AUGUAUGCUGACGAUACUGAAUCAAAUAUGAAUUCAGAUAUUGAAGUAAUUAGCUCGCCAAAAGGUGCUAGUGGUCGAACACGUGACGAGAUACGAGCACAUGUUAAUAAUUAUGAUAAAAAAGAACUAUCUCGUGAUUUGUUGAUACAAGAAUUAGUUAAUGUUGAAACAAGAAAUAAUGAUUUGUUGAAUGAAUUUGAGCAUCUUACAUUAAACGUUGACGAUUGGACAAUUCAUGCUGGACGUUCAUUAUAUGAGUUUAAUCCAAUCACUGAAUCUAGAAAAUGUAUCCUUCUAUCAUUAAAAGAUCUUACACUCUCAUACGGCGAUAUUUCUGAACGAUGA